This is a messenger RNA of Cynocephalus volans (Philippine flying lemur), 4177 nucleotides long. It is a transcript of the gene PIK3AP1, whose product is annotated as phosphoinositide-3-kinase adaptor protein 1. The coding region runs from base 62 to 2473 and encodes 803 amino acids. The record is from RefSeq and is a predicted model, not a curated record. Gene Ontology annotation, biological process: signal transduction. Lineage: Eukaryota; Metazoa; Chordata; Mammalia; Dermoptera; Cynocephalidae. Gene Ontology annotation, molecular function: phosphatidylinositol 3-kinase regulatory subunit binding; signaling receptor binding. The transcript is spliced from 17 exons. Gene Ontology annotation, cellular component: cytosol.
CGCCGCCGGGCACCGGGCACCGGGCACGCAGCGAGCCGGGGAUGCGAGCUGCGCCCGCGGCAUGGCAGCCCCAGGGGUGCUCGGAAGAUGCGACAUCCUCAUCGUCUACAGCCCAGAUGCCGAGGAAUGGUGCCAGUACCUGCAGGACCUUUUCCUGUCCAGUCGGCAGGUCCGCAGCCAGAAGAUGCUGACCCACAGGCUGGGCCCCGAGGCCUCCUUCUCGGCCAACGACCUGAGCCUGUCCCUCAGUGCCCGCUGCGUGGUGGUGCUGCUGUCCGAGGAGCUGGUGCAGCACUUCUACCGGCCGGCCCUGCUGCCCCUGCUGCAGAGGGCCUUCCACCCACCGCACCGCGUGGUGCGGCUGCUCUGCGGGGUGCGGGGCAGCCAGGAGUUCCUGCGCUUCUUUCCAGACUGGGCCCACUGGCAGGAGCUCACCUGUGAUGACGAGCCCGAGACGUAUGUGGCAGCUGUGAGGAAGGCCAUUUCUGAAGAUUCUGGCUGCGACUCAGUCACCGACACCGAGCCUGAGGACGAGAAGCCCUACUCGAGGCAGCAGAGCCUGUCACUGGAGACUUCACCUGGAAACCUAAUGGUGGUGCAGCCGAACCGCAUUCGCUGUGGGGCAGAAACCACUGUCUACGUUAUUGUGAGAUGUAAGUUGGACGAGAGGGUGACAACGGAAGCAGAGUUUUCUCCCAAGGACUCUCCCUUGAUAAGGGUGGAAGCCCAGCUGGAGAAUGAGUACACCAUUUCCGUGAAGGCUCCCAACCUUUCAUCUGGGAAUGUUUCUCUGAAGAUCUAUUCUGGGGACUUAGUGGUGUGUGAAACCAUCGUCAGCUAUUAUACUGACAUGGAAGAAAUUGGGAACCUAUUGUCCAAUGCUGCGAAUCCUGUGGAAUUCAUGUGUCAGGCCUUUAAAAUUGUGCCCUACAACACAGAGACCCUUGAUAAACUACUAACCGAGUCCCUGAAGAACAACAUCCCUGCAAGUGGACUGCACCUCUUUGGCAUCAACCAGCUGGAAGAAGAAGAUAUGAUGACAAAUCAGAGGGAUGAAGAGCUGCCCACCUUGUUGCAUUUUGCUGCAAAGUAUGGACUGAAGAACCUCACUGCCUUGUUGCUCACCUGCCCAGGAGCCCUCCAGGCGUACAGUGUGGCCAACAAGCACGGCCACUACCCCAACACCAUCGCCGAGAAACAUGGCUUCAGGGACCUGCGGCAGUUCAUCGACGAGUACGUGGAAACCGUGGACAUGCUGAAGAGUCACAUUAAAGAGGAGCUGAUGCAGGGCGAGGAGGCCGACGCGGUGUACGAGUCCAUGGCCCACCUUUCUACAGACCUGCUCAUGAAAUGCUCCCUCAACCCCGGCUGUGACGAGGAUCUGUACGAGUCCAUGGCUGCCUUCGCCCCGGCUGCCACCGAAGACCUUUAUGUUGAAAUGCUUCAGGCCAGUGCAUCUAACCCAAUCCCCAGAGAUAGUUUCUCUCGGACCACUAAGGACUCUAUGAUUCGCAAGUUUUUAGAAGGCAACAGCACGGGAAUGGCCAGUUUGGAGAGAGAUGCACGCCAUCUUGGUCGGGAAGAAGAUGUUUAUCACAUGGUGGAUGAUGAUGAGGCUUUUUCCAUGGACCUGGCAAGCAGACCCCCCGUCCCAGUGCCCAGGCCAGAUGCCAGUGCUCCUAGUGCUCACCAGCUGCCCGACAAUGAACCAUACAUUUCUAAAGUUUUUGCAGAAAAAAGUCAAGAGCGGCCCGGGAAUUUCUAUGUUUCCUCAGAGAGCAUCAAGAAAGAGCCGCUCGUCAGACCGUGGAGGGACCAGCCCCAGUCAAGUAUAUAUGAUCCUUUUGCUGGCAUGAAAACACCAGGUCAGCGGCAGCUUAUUACCCUCCAGGAGCAGGUGAAGCUGGGCAUUGUCAACGUGGAUGAGGCCGUGCUCCACUUCAAAGAGUGGCAGCUCAACCAGAAGAAACGAUCUGAGUCCUUUCGCUUCCAGCAGGAAAAUCUUAAACGGCUAAGAGAGAGCAUCACCCGAAGACAGAGAGAGAAGCAAAAAUCAGGAAAGCAAACAGACUUGGAGAUCACAGUCCCAAUUAGGCACUCACAGCACCUGCCUGGGAAAGUGGAGUUCGGAGUCUACGAGAGUGGCCCCAGGAAAAGCGUCUUCCCCCCAAGGACGGAACUCAGACGAGGAGACUGGAAAACAGACAGUACCUCCAGCACAGCAAGCAGCGUGAGUAACCGAUCCAGCACCCGGAGCCUCCUCAGUGUGAGCAGCGGGAUGGAGGGGGACAACGAGGAUAAUGAAGUUCCCGAGGUUACCAGAAGUCAUAGUCCAGGCCCCCCACAAGUGGACGGAACACCCACCAUGCCCCUAGAGAGGCCCCCCAGGGUGCCUCCUCGAGCUGCCUCACAGAGGCCUCCAACCAGGGAGACCUUCCAUCCUCCUCCACCUGUUCCCCCCAGAGGUCGCUGAUUCCACCUCCUAACGCCCGCCUACUUCAGGACUUUAAGGCUGUUAAUGAUGUCUUCAUGUUGAGUUUUAUGGCAUGACUGCUGACCUUAAGAUCCACUUUUUGCUGAUAUUGUUGCAGCUUUGCUAGUUUGGACUUUCCUUGAAGAAGACAUUAUGAAGACAUCAUGCAGAAGUGAAAAACUAAGAGCAUUGUUCACUAUGGCCAAGUACAUUGAUCCAUAUACUUGUUUGCCAAAAGGAUGAAGACUUAAUCAGAGUACUUACCUCUAAUUUGCCCUAUCAGAAGCCUAAAAAGAUUGAUUAGAAAUGUACCUUACAACUGGUUUUACUGAAAUGUACUUGCAUUAGUCCUUACAUAUUUGCUAGUCUGGUCUAAUUUCUUGAAGAGGUUAUAGGAUUUAUGGUAUCCAAGUAAAGAUAUGUCCUAAUUUGUAAAUAAUUCUUCCACUUUUCUGUAUAUUCAGGAGGGUGUUUAAGUGCUAGGGCUGAUCACAUACGGCAAACUGAAAAAGCCUUUAAAGGUGGAUUAGUACUAACUCCUCUUACAUAGAAGGCAAAUCUGAGGUUCCACAGAAGUCUGGAACCAAGAGUACUCAGUUGGUUAGAGGAAGAAGUGGGUCUAAAAUCUGGGCCUGCUGAUUCUAGGACACCACAUUUUCUAUUUCUGAACAGCCAAUUCCUCUCUCUCUGAAGAAAUGCCCAAAAGUAGAAAUUUCAUCAUUGACUGACUAUGGCCUUUUGGAAGUUUCCUUUUACCAUAUCUUCCAGGCAUGGGACUCCCAAGUAUUUUUUUCAGUUUGGGCAUUUAUACUUCAGAAUGCUUUCAGAACAGAGAUGUUUCAAGGCAACACCUAAAAAUGGUUGGUAACCAGAAAAUUGGGAUGCUAGAGACCCCAUUUAUUGCUCAAUAGUCCAUUUAGGUCUUAGAUCUGGCCAUCGAGAGAGGAGGAUUCUUGACUUUUUCUCUGCUGCAGGGUCUGAAGAGGAAGAAAGAACCUAAAAUAGAAAUAGUUAUCUAUUUCCUUACACACUUAUUCUUACUACCAAGUUUGGUACAUCUGUUUGAGCAGAGAAUGUAGAGCCUUAAAUAUGUCAUGAAUUUUGAGUCCCUGGCACAUAAAUCUACCUUCAAAGCACAAGUCCUUAAUCAUACCUAAACAUACAGUAAAAUUAGCAUCAGAACUAUUUCUUUAAAAAGUAUCAGAAAUCUGGUUGUUUCCUAUGAAAUUACUCUCCAUACUACACAGAUAUAUAAAAGCCACAUUGUUAAUGAUCCAUUUAUGUACAGUUUUAUUGGGUCCUUUUCUAACGAUUAAAGGUUCUUUCUCACUCUUAUUCCUCAGUCGAGCAAACAAGUCUUAUUGAAGUUAGCUUCUGGAGUUUUGGGGUUAUUUUAUUUUACUUUUUUCUGAUGUAAGAUACACUGUUGGCUAUGUCCAUCAUCAGAGGAUUUGUACAAAUUAUCUUAUACAAGGCCUGGUACACGUAGCCAUUCUGCAAGUGUUCCUCCAAUGGUCCCUUUACUCUCCUUGCCACUUAACUUGGGAGAAAUAGGGGAAUGUGAGACAAAGAGAACAAGCAAUUACAGUGUUGGUAUGAUUGUCCUCCCUGUUAUUUAUAAACAGUCUCCAUCUCAAACACAUUUGAUUUUGACAAAAGUGACACUUUUUUUUUCACAUUCAAUACCUCUAAGCCCCCUUUUGG